AUGGGCAUUUGGGAUUCCAUUCUCCCCGGCGGCGGCCGGCGCUUCAUCAAGCGCAAGGACAGCGACGCCGGCGAGGCAGGUCGGGCACUAGAGGAACUGAGGGGCUCACUGUACAAUGACUUUCAUACUUCAGAAGGGGCCAAGCGCCAGCAGCAGAGACUUUGUGGCCCUAUUGUUGCACUGACAUUCAACUUUGUGGUCGCUGUUGGGAUCAUCAUGGCAAACAAAAUGGUGAUGGGCACUGUUGGAUUUAACUUCCCAGUCGCAUUGUCAUUAAUCCAUUACCUUUUCGCUUUGGCUUUAAUGGCUGUUCUCAAGGCAUUAUACUUGCUGCCAAUUGCUCCUCCUUCCAAAUCCACUCCUUUCUCCUCAUUAUUCGCUUUAGGUGCUGUCAUGUCUUUCUCCACUGGGCUUGCCAAUAUCAGCUUAAAGCAUAACAGUGUAGGUUUUUAUCAGAUGGCUAAGAUAGCUGUAACUCCAACCAUAGUAGUGGCAGAAUUUAUUCUUUUCAAGAAAAAGGUUUCCCUUCGAAAGGUUAUCAUGCUGGUUGUUGUCUCAUUUGGUGUGGCCAUUGCAACUGUUACUGAUUUGGAGUUCAAUGUUUUUGGUGCUUGUGUAGCACUAGCUUGGAUUAUUCCUAGUGCUGUAAACAAAAUCCUGUGGUCAAAUUUACAACAAAGUGGAAACUGGACAGCUCUUGCGUUAAUGUGGAAGACAACGCCAAUUACCAUAUUUUUCUUUAUUGUUUUGAUGCCAUUGUUGGAUCCUCCAGGCCUUUUAUCUUUCAAUUGGGAUUUCAAGAACAGCAGCGCAAUUAUCAUAUCUGCUUUGUUCGGUUUCCUUCUUCAGUGGUCUGGUGCUUUGGCACUUGGGGCAACCUCGGCUCUCGCUCAUGUUGUGCUAGGUCAGUUCAAGACGAUUGUUAUAAUGCUCUCUGGUUAUCUGGUAUUUAAAUCUGAUCCUGGAUUCACCAGCCUCUGUGGAGCUGUCAUUGCCCUCGCAGGGAUGUCAGUGUAUACUUACCUAGGGAUGAAAGAGUCAGCCACCAGCGGUAGGAGAAAUUCCUUAAAUUCAAGGCAAAAUUCUCAUUUGAUGAAGUCCAAGGUUAUUGUAGAUGGAGAAAAGCCAGAAACAAGGCCCAUGGAUUCUGUGUAA
This is a messenger RNA of Miscanthus lutarioriparius, 1155 nucleotides long. The record is from the annotation of a GenBank genome assembly. Lineage: Eukaryota; Viridiplantae; Streptophyta; Magnoliopsida; Poales; Poaceae.